AUGUCCAGGGUGUGCAUCGGCCGGAGGGAGCGGUCGGCACCGGGUCUCAAGAGCGCCAGGACUGAGAGCCGCCUCGCUCCGGCCCCAGAGAGGAUCCCCCUGCCAUCCCCAAUCCUGAAGGCACAGAGGAUGUACAGAAGCAGCAGACCCCAAGUCAGCCCACAGGGGAACUCCCACUGUGGCCCAGCGGAGAACGGAAGUGGGUCGCAAAGACUCUCGCCAGGACAAUGGCGCUCAGCGUGGAUCCCGCUUGCUUUCCCACGACCUCCCUUCCAGCGCCUGCGCACUAAUCCCCGCUUCUCGCAGGCCUACGCAGCUGGGAACCCCUAUACAGCCUUUCUCACCGAGAGACCUAGCGGGUGCGGGAGGCGCUCGGGGCCCGGGCGCGCUGCGCGCACGUCGGCUUGGGGGGCGGGUGUUCUGGAACGUUGGGCGCCGACGGCCCCGGGAACCGAGUGGGAAAUUCGAACGGGGCGGCGGGAAGCCGCUGACGUCACGCGGCCGGGCAUUGUUCUCGCGGCGCGGGUCGCCCGGCCACUUUGUUUGCCCACUUGCUCGUGCUUGUAUCCACAGGUCAGCUCGGCCGAAGGGGCAGUGAAGGAGGAGCCCAAGAGGAGAUCGGCGAGGUUGUCAGCUAAACCUGUUCCUGCAAAAGUAGAAACGAAUCCGAAAAAGGCAGCAGGAAAGGAUAAAUCUUCGGAUAAAAAAGUGCAAACAAAAGGGAAAAGAGGAGCAAAAGGAAAACACGCUGAAGUGGCUAACCAGGAAACUAAAGAUUUACCUGCAGAAAAUGGAGAAACUAAGAACGAGGAGAGUCCAGUCUCUGAUGAAGCAGGAGAGAAAGAAGACAAAUCUGAUUAAUCUACCAUGUCUUAUCAGUGGUCCCUGCAUCUCCCUUCUUGUACAAUCCAGAAGAAUAUUUUUAUCAACUAUUUUGUAAAUGCAAGUUUUUUAGUAGCUCUAGAAACAUUUUUAAGAAGAAGGAAAUCCCACUUCAUCCCAUUUUUUAAGUGUAAAUGCUUUUUUUCAAGAGGUGAAAUCAUUUGCUGGUUGUUUAUUUUUUGGUACAACCAGAAAAUAGUGGGAUGUUGAAUUGUGGGAGGCUUUUGACGGUCUUGGGUGUCAACGUAACAUUCCAUAGGUGGGGGGCGAUUUUUAUAUGCUGUAAUACAAAGCAUACUUAAUGGCAGUUUGGAGUUGCAGUAAUGCAUUUAUAUGCCUUGAAGUUUUAAAAUUACUUCUAUUACCAUGUUUUUUAGUAGAAUUGUUUCCUAAAGGAAACUGCUCCCUCGUUAUGGCUCUGCUUGUCAGCAUUGUGCAUUCUGUAACAUCUUUGCUCGUGGUAGUCCAGUUUUCCUCCUAGCUUUGUUAUGUGCUGUGAAAGGUUGAACAUUUGAGUGUGUAGUGUGUGUGGUAUUAAAUUGUGAAUUAGUGGGACUUGUUUGUAACAGCUUAUCAACAGUUGAAGAUAAUUGGUUAUUUGAUACCCUCUUCAAGGAAAAUUUGUCUUCAAAUUUAAAGCUGGAAUUUAGAAAAUUAUAACUACACAUGGCUUUUUAGAUUUUUGGUACAUUAAGAAUUGUGUACAGAUCGUUCAUAAUGUCUCUGUACUGAUCCUCAAAACAACCAAUAAAAUACGGAUUAUGAAAGAAUUUUCAAGUGAAUGGAUUAAGUUCUGGCUUAAAUCUUAGAGAAUUUCCACGUUUGGUCUUCCAGAGUUUUUUUUUUUUUUUAAUUCUUAAUCUGAAAGUGAAAUUUAAUUUUUCUGUCAGACUUGAGCACCUAUAGUGUACUUAAUAGAUGUUUGUGUGACUGUACUGGUUUAAUAAUGGAAAAUAGUCCAGUGUCCCCUGAAGCAAAGUAAAUGGAUAAAUUAUUAGCUCUUUCACAUAAGGUAAGCUUGUAAAUAUAAAAGAAGCUAGAACUACAUUUGGUAUGAUUUGUACUGGCACAGUAUUUCUGAGACUUGCCUUUGUGUAUAUUUAGUGUAUACUGUACUUGAAUGUUGCUUUCAAAAUAGUCUUCAGAGGUGUCUUAGGGCAGCUGCAGAGGCAGAUUAUCCAGUAGGCAAGGUGAGCACAAGUAAACCUGUGAUUACCUUGCUUACUGGGUCAUCGGCCUGUCAGGGAUUGUAAAUUUUUUGAAAAGAGGCUUUGAUUCUGUAGGAGGGUGUGGGUAAGGAAGGGAGACAGGUGCCAGCCAUACCUAGAAGCAGAGUCUUUGAUGUAAAAAAAUGAAAUUGUUCACUACAGAUGAUCUGGUAAGCAAGGUAAGCACCACGGUUACCUUGCCUAUUGGAUAAUCUGCCCUUGGGCAGCUGUGCUGGUUUGGCAAGUGUGGAAAGGACCUUGCCAAGGUUACCACUAAAGAGGGGGACCUUGGAACAGAAUUCAGGCCUCCACACUUGGGAUGUUUUUUUUGUCUGGACCAAUUAGAGGUGAGAAUGUCUUAAAGUCCAAGGACUCAUAGAACUCUGCAAGGACUUUGUACCUCAGAAAUGACUCUUGGGCAGAGUUCAUAGGGAGUAGUAAAACACGAUCUCUUAAAAAGCAUGCAGGCUACAGAAAAAAGCUAAUGCGAGAACAGUGACUUGAACUGACACCCAAAGAUGGUUUUGAUGACCCCUGGGGGAGGGAAAGGACGAGAAGUCAGGUUGCCCGAUUUUUAGUGUUUGUUUCACCAUGGAGGGCCUGAAACGUAAAUACUGAGAUUUGCCUUUAGUUCCCAACUGUAGCAGUUCAAUGGUAGAAUUCUCACCUUUCAUGCAGAAGACCCUGGUUCAGUUUCCAACCAGGGCCGCUUCAUGCACCGCCACCUGUCAGCAGUGGCUUGCGUGUUGCCAUG
Messenger RNA from Trichechus manatus latirostris (Florida manatee), 2844 nucleotides. It is a transcript of the gene HMGN1, whose product is annotated as high mobility group nucleosome binding domain 1. The record is from RefSeq and is a predicted model, not a curated record. The transcript is spliced from 6 exons. The coding region runs from base 1 to 861 and encodes 286 amino acids. NCBI's taxonomy places the organism in Eukaryota, Metazoa, Chordata, Mammalia, Sirenia, Trichechidae. Gene Ontology annotation, biological process: chromatin organization. Gene Ontology annotation, cellular component: chromatin; nucleus. Gene Ontology annotation, molecular function: nucleosomal DNA binding.